AUGGGAGCUGUGAAACGAUAUCCAUAUCCAAAACAAGUUUGGUCACCAGCUGGGGGUUGGUGGACUCGACCAUCAAAUUGGAAGAGUAAUACUGCUAUAUGUGCAGCUGGAAUAAUUGUCAUGACAGGAGUUAUUUGGAAGAUUUCUAGUGAUCAUGAGUGGUCAAAACAAUUUAAAGAUGGUGAAUAUAAUAAUUUGAAAUUUGAACCAAGUAAAUCUGAAGAAAAAGAGUAA
Entrophospora sp. SA101 is the source of this 234-nucleotide messenger RNA. NCBI's taxonomy places the organism in Eukaryota, Fungi, Glomeromycota, Glomeromycetes, Entrophosporales, Entrophosporaceae. The record is from the annotation of a GenBank genome assembly.